AUGGAUCAAGCUCUGGGAUUAGGCUUGAAUGCCAUCCCGUUUGCAACCCAGCACUAUGACAAAGUCUGGGAUCCUAUUCAUCACAAAUACAAAAAGGCGCGCGGAAGAGUUCCCAAGGACGAUCCGAACAUCUACGAAAUGGGCGCCCCCGAAGAGAAGGGCUUAGUGCUUCGGCGUCGUCGGGAUGUUGCCUCGGAUGAAGAGAUCGUGGAAGUGGUCAGACACAAGGGCGAGAUUCUCCCAAAGCGGCCUGGUCAACCACGCCGAAGAGCCAGCUCGAUGAACAAUGCUCGAGCAGGGGCGGCAGGCGCAGGCGCUGGUGCUGGGGCUGGAGCUAUGGUUCCUUAUCGAGACCGACGCAACGACUAUUCAGACUCCGAGGGGUCUGUUCCACCACGAUCACGAGUUCGAGCAAAGUCACAAUCUGGACGUUCCCAGCAGUCUCGACGCCGGCGCGGCUCUUCAAGCUCCUCUUCGAGCCUUGCGUCCUCAACUGAAGAAGAAAAGAAUUGUAAGAAGCUGGCACGCAAGAAAUGGAUCACGGCUGGGCUUGCCAGCGUCGCUACUAUUCACGCUGCUUCAAAGGUGUAUUCCUCGAUCGAAAAGCACGACCAACGGAUACAGAAAGUCAACCAAGGAGAAAUAUCGCCCGAAGAGGCCCACAAACAACAGCGUGCUGCGCGUUGGCAAGAUGCUGCUGCUAUCGCUAUAGCUGCACUUGGUAUCAAGGGUGCGGUGAGUGAGUGGAACGAGGUCCAGGAAGAGCAUCGUGAGCACCGAGAGUUGUUAGAGCAACGAGAAGAGCACCACAAGAAACGGCUGGAGCGUGAACGCCGCAAGCAAGCCAGGGACCAGGGAGGUUACUACAAAGGAAGGGACGGUCAAUGGUACUAUUCUGGACCACAGCCUCAAAGCAGUGAGAGUCGUCGUGGUGGGGGUGGAGGAGGCGGUGGUGGAGGAAAUGGAGGGCGAGGAAAUUACGACGAUUCCCGUUCACGGUCGCGUGCAGUGAGUCGUGGUCGUAAUCGUUAUGAUAGUGACUGA
This is a messenger RNA of Exophiala viscosa, 1044 nucleotides long. RefSeq lists its product as uncharacterized. The coding region runs from base 1 to 1044 and encodes 347 amino acids. NCBI's taxonomy places the organism in Eukaryota, Fungi, Ascomycota, Eurotiomycetes, Chaetothyriales, Herpotrichiellaceae. The transcript has a single exon. The record is from RefSeq and is a predicted model, not a curated record.